Molecule: messenger RNA, 876 nt
Organism: Zingiber officinale
Lineage: Eukaryota; Viridiplantae; Streptophyta; Magnoliopsida; Zingiberales; Zingiberaceae
Exons: 7
Coding region: 1-876 (291 amino acids)
Biological process (GO): defense response; endoplasmic reticulum to Golgi vesicle-mediated transport; protein localization to phagophore assembly site
Cellular component (GO): cytoplasmic vesicle; TRAPPIII protein complex; membrane
Source: RefSeq, a predicted model, not a curated record
AUGAUUCUCGGCUUCAUCUCCUUGCUGUUGACGUUUAGUCAGGACCAGAUCGUGAAAAUCUGCGUGCCAAAGGCAGUUGCAGAUUCUAUGCUGCUAUGUCGCCCUGAUGCAGAGUCAACUGGCAGAAAUAAAAGGUGGCUUCUCGCGCUGGUGCUGACGGAGUCACACCUGAAGCGCAGGAUUUUAGCUGCUGGUGGUUCAGUGGAAAAGGAGCAACUGAUUACUGCCACAGGCUUGCACCAGUUGCACAUUCUGAUCUUCUUUUUGGCUGUGUUUCAUGUGGUAAAUAGUGCUCUUAUAAUGGUCCUUGGAAGAGCAAAGAUACAUAGAUGGAAGGAUUGGGAAAAGGAUACGACAUCGGCUGAGUAUGCCUUCACGACUAGUCGAUUGCUUGAACAAGCAUCCUACUACUAUUUGCUUUCCAUCCCACCAAUGUUACGCAAGUAUGAUUUUCAUCUUGUUUUGUCUGGAAACCGUUACUACAUUUCUGAUCAGAGACAACAUGCGAUUCGAGCUUAUAGGAAUGCACUCUUCGUUUACAGAGAAAAUGGUUGGAGUUAUAUAUCUAAUCAUGUUCACUACAAUGUUGGAAGGUUCUCUAUGCUUUGUUUGUAUAUUUGUGCAUUUAUCUUUGAUGCUUUUAACCUUAUCUCCUUCCAUUUACUUACAUGGUAUUCUUUUAUUGGAGUUCUUGAUUUGGCUAUCAAGCAUAUGCUGGAGGUUUUGGCUUGCAGUCAUCUGUCCCUAGCCACACAAAAUGCAUUUCUUAAUGAAUUUUCCCAUGUUGUCCAGAGCAUGGGAAUGAAAUUUGAGGUUUACAAUCUUCGAAUACCUGUUAUCAAUAUGGCCUCACUCAAAAGACAAAUUAAUUCUUAG